Penicillium samsonianum is the source of this 435-nucleotide messenger RNA. RefSeq lists its product as uncharacterized. The record is from RefSeq and is a predicted model, not a curated record. Bases 1 to 435 code for a protein of 144 amino acids. Gene Ontology annotation, biological process: symbiont-mediated hemolysis of host erythrocyte. The transcript has 2 exons. Lineage: Eukaryota; Fungi; Ascomycota; Eurotiomycetes; Eurotiales; Aspergillaceae.
AUGAGUUGUCACACUACACAACAUCUUUCUCUGUCCAUAAACAACAACCUAACCGAAGGCACCAUUUCCCUGAGGAACCUGAUUUGCGCCCAUGGCCAACCCUACGAGAAGGGCGAAACUGUCAAGCUCAUCUCCCCCGAAGAUGUCAAUCAGAUCUCAAUCCCUCAUGGCAAAAGUGCCGUGCUAUCGGUCUGCGGAAGUGCAACGCUUGGGCAAGGCAUCGAGGGAAUGAUUGAUCUCCGCCGCGAUGGAAAGAGUUUGAUCGCUUCCCUAUACUGGAAUGGACCUUGGAAACGCAUUGGAAAUGAGUGUUAUCUUGUUAAUGUUGACAACGAGCAUUACGUCCUUGAAUUGACUACCCCUCCGUUUGAAGGUAUACUAGGGGAUCUCGCUGUCGAUGUCAGAGAAAUCGAGGCGAGUGAACCACUGCAAUAA